This is a messenger RNA of Oikopleura dioica, 1032 nucleotides long. Lineage: Eukaryota; Metazoa; Chordata; Appendicularia; Copelata; Oikopleuridae. The record is from the annotation of a GenBank genome assembly.
AUGGCUGCCGCCUUGCAAAAAGGCAUGCAAGAAGCGGAUGCUUUAGCGGCGCAGUUUCAGGCGGACCAGGCUGAUGUUGGGGAGUUGUACUCCACGGGCUCUCAGCGCGUCAAUUCUAACAGUGUCUUCAAUGAUAUCAUGCUAACGAAUGUGCAGCGGCUGUUCCUAGACGGUUCUUUGGAAGGAAACGGUCGGACCCUUUCCAGCGACGAGCGCACUGCAAUCAAAAACAAGGAGUGGAAGCUCUGGACGGACAAGCAAGGCAACUACAUCGUUCCAUUCUACUUCGACCCGAAAUUCCCACAAUCUGCUCGCGAACGCGUUCGUAAAGCAAUUCAGGACUUUACCGACUGGACCUGCAUUCGUUUCACAGAGACAAGACUCUCCGACCGAUCCUAUGAUCAUCGAAUCCGAGUUUCAGACACCGGAAAGGGUUGUUUCUCCUAUGUCGGCUUGGUAGAUUCGGUGUCCUCCCAGGACCUCUCGCUCGACGUGGUCCAGUGCACUGACGAAGUCUGGGAAAUUCAACACGAGUUUAUGCACGCUUUAGGAUUCUGGCACGAACAGCAACGAGGAGAUCGUGAUGAUUACGUCUAUGUCGACCGUGGAAACUGCCUUCAGAGCCAUUUUGCAUUUUCCGUAAAUUACGGUAAACUUGGUCCAAAUCAUCCAUUCAUCGACGACGAGUGGCUGGACCUCGGAGACUCUUACGAUUAUAACUCGGUGAUGCAAUACGAUGGAAACUUUUGCCAGAUCACAUCCCAGCCAGUAAUCUCCUACGCCAACGAUAGGAAGAAAGCUGUUGUGCCAAACGCGAAACGACUUUCCUCCUUGGACGUGAUUCAAAUCAACAAAAAGUACCAGUGCCAUCGAAUUGACAAGAAAUACCUCAAUCUCGGAAUGUGUGGCCCAGGAGCCUCUGCUCACAAGAAAUAUUUCAUUCAAGGUCACAAAUGCGAUGGAAUCAAAGACUGCGAAGAUGGCAAAGAUGAGAGGGAUUGUAUCCGACAAGAUGCAGAUUACAAUUUGUAA